AUGGGGCUCACCGAUGCAAACAAGUGCACCGCUGGAGGCUCCCCCACAGCGGCCUUUGAGAAGCUCGUCACUCUUGAUGGCAGCAGUGGACUCAUAGAAGUGGACCCGGUAGGGAGAUCAGAACGAGAGCAUGGUAACCAGAACCCGUACUCCCAGGAAAAAAUAUACCCGGUGGCGGCAUUUGAGCGAGUGCUCUUCAAGGGAUACUUUGGGCUCAUGCUGGCAGUGCGGCGCCAGCGAGUGGUGGUUCACAUCCAGGCUACAGCUGACACGUUCUUCCAGUAUGAUGGGGACCCUGCGUGCUACAUGGGCAGUCUGAACCAUGUGGUGCUCGUCGUUGGCUACUUCAUCAAUCAAGACGACGGCAGCCAGAAACGCAUUGCUCCUCCAUUCUGGGUGAUCCGCAACUCAUGGGGAGUGGGGUGGGGAGACAGAGGCCACAUGCGCAUGGACAUUCAAGGAGGGGAUGGCAUCUGUGUCAUCAACGUGCUGCCUGGCAUCUACCCCGUUGUCAAGAGUGAGUGA
Messenger RNA from Closterium sp. Naga37s-1, 525 nucleotides. The record is from the annotation of a GenBank genome assembly. NCBI's taxonomy places the organism in Eukaryota, Viridiplantae, Streptophyta, Zygnematophyceae, Desmidiales, Closteriaceae.